AUGGAUCACAAGCAGGAUAUUGAAAACCUCGCUAAAUCAUACAACAAGGACUUGUUUUUGCUCCAGACAUUAUACGAAGAAAUUAACUAUGAUUACGAGAAGCUACAAAUGAUGGUUAUUAACGAUGACCCAGCUACAAGCUGGAAAUCCAAUGAAAAAAGCAAGCCACAACAAGGAAAUUCAAAAUACGGAAAUUCUGGCCCAAAAGAAUCUCGUCCAAAGCCAAAGAACAACGGACAGAAGAAUAACACAGAAAAAAAGGAUGGUCAGCCAGAAAAGAAGGAGGAAAAGCCAGAGAACAAAGAAAACAAGAUUGUUACUCAGAAACCAGAAAAAACUGAUUUGAAAAUCGAGAAAAUCAAUUUUGCUACUGGUGCAGUUAAAUCAAAGCAAAAACCGUCAUUCGUAAACGUUCCAUCUGUUGGAUGGGGAGAACUCAAGACAGAUGGCGAAGUUCUUCUUCAAACUACACCACUUCCAGUUCCAGAAAAGAAGCAAGCUCCACCAGCCGAGCCAGAGAAGGUCGAACCAAAGCCAGAGCAGAAGCCAGUAGAAGAGAAGCAGCAGCCAGAAAAGAAGGAGAAACCAGCUCCAAAGGAGAAGAAGUCAAAUUCCAAGCAAAAUCCAGUUUCAGAGCCAGCUCCACAGAAGAGAAAGGAGCAAAAGGAGAACCAGAAGAACGAGCAGAAGGAAAAUACAAAGAAAGAGAACAAGAAGGAGCAACAAAAGCAAAAUGCCGAACAGAAGCAAGAAACAAAGGAAGCUCCAAAGGAGGAAGCCAAGCCAGCUCCUGCCAAGGCCGCCAAACAAGAAAUUGUCCCAGAAAAGGUCGAAUCUCCAAAGGAUAAUACAAAACAACCAGAACCAGCCAAACAGAACAAGCGCACCCUUAACUUCGAUGAAUGGCACCCAUCAAAGCCUUCUACUCCAGCUCAGCCACCUGUUCAAACUCCACAACCAGAAAUCAAGCCACAGACACAGGAAACAAAGCCAGUCCAAGGCAUCGGCUUCGAUUCUGUCCUCUCUCCAAAGGCUCCUGUCCCAGAACCAGCUCCACAGAAGCAUUUCGCCCAAUAUCAGCCACCAAAGCAACAAGAACAAGCUCCAGUACAACAGGAAAAGCCACAAGAAAAGAUCGCCGAGCCAGUUUACAAACACGGAAAGAAUCCGAAGUUGAAUUUCCCAGGACCAAGAUCCAACGGCCCAGAAACAAUUCUCAAGCUCCCAAUCGCUGUCAAGGAAUACACACCAAAGUACAAUCUCUUUGGCACAUUCGCUGGCCCAGUUCAGCACCAGAAGCAACAUAACAAUUUAAUGCUCUCAACAUGCAAUUCUGAGCAGCGCUUCAAGGAAAAUUCUGAGAAGGAGACACAAUCAGAACAGGCCAAGCACGUUGACAGCUUUACAUCCCCACAAACAACUACAUCUGCUCAACCAGCACCACAACCAGCUCCACAGCAGCAACAAAUGAAUCAAUCACAGGCAAUGUACAACGAGUUCAUGAAUUACUGCUUCUGGCGCCAACAACAGCAGAUGUACACUGAUUUCUUCAAAAUGCAGCAGAUGAGACCACCAAUGAUGAACCCAACACAGCCAAUGCAACCACCAAUGCAGCCAAUGCAACCACCAAUGCAGCCAAUGCAACAGCAAAUGCCUAUUAAUGAGCAAAUGUUUAAUGAAUUCAUGAGAAUGAGACAAACAUAUAAUCCUGAAGGACAAAAGUAA
Messenger RNA from Trichomonas vaginalis G3, 1725 nucleotides. RefSeq lists its product as uncharacterized. Bases 1 to 1725 code for a protein of 574 amino acids. The transcript has a single exon. NCBI's taxonomy places the organism in Eukaryota, Parabasalia, Trichomonadida, Trichomonadidae. The record is from RefSeq and is a predicted model, not a curated record.